Phascolarctos cinereus (koala) is the source of this 5430-nucleotide messenger RNA. It is a transcript of the gene USPL1, whose product is annotated as ubiquitin specific peptidase like 1. The record is from RefSeq and is a predicted model, not a curated record. Gene Ontology annotation, molecular function: SUMO binding. Gene Ontology annotation, biological process: Cajal body organization; protein desumoylation. Lineage: Eukaryota; Metazoa; Chordata; Mammalia; Diprotodontia; Phascolarctidae. Gene Ontology annotation, cellular component: Cajal body.
GGUGGGGCGCGGGGAUCGGUUUGGGAUACGAGAGGUAAAUCCUGAAGAGAAACCAGAGUUGUGUCUCUCCUCUAGGCGGGUAAUGCCCCCACCCCCCUCCCCCACCCAGGUUCCCCGUGGGCUGCAUCUCGGCCGUGGGAGGAGGGGCGUGUUCAUGGGCUUGGGGCUGUGCUUUGGACUCACCUCCGUUCUGUGGCUUCCGCAUCCAAAUGUGGUACCGGCGCAGAUGCGUCCCCAGUGCCCCAAAGGGUUGGUCUGUGGGAGCAGAUGGGAUGACACAACGUGCCUCCUGCGGGGGUGGGAGCAGUGACUCGAGCUGGGUCUUGUCAGCCUGUUCUGGACGUUGGGGGGAAACCAAGCUCGGGGGGCCGGCUUAGUCCACCUCUCCUUUGGUGAUUCGAUCAAUUUGCAUUAAGUGAUGUAGUCAUUUCAUUCAGCCUAGGCUUAGAUGCGAAUAAAAACCAACUGAUAGAAUUGCUGCUUCUCUAGGUGAUAAAUAAACUGCCUGCCCAGCUCUACCGAGGGUGUUUCUUAAAAAUAUCUUAAGUAUUAACCGUAAUUGUUCUGAGACUCUCGGAUUUUCCAUUUCAGGAUGUGCAGUAGACUGGCUUUUAGUUUAACAUGCUUUUAUAAGGGGGAGGAGGAGCUCUAAGAAAAAUAAAGGCUUAGAUUUAGUGAUAAAUUGACAUUUACAUCAAAGAAGGCAUUCUUUCAAGGUGUACGAGGACGAUUUUCCUUAAGAAUGAAUAUCUAAGGAUAAGUCUUCUUUAUGAAUUGUAACUCAAUUUGAGUACCUUCCAGAAAUUUACUUUUUCUCCAUAAGUUUAGGGUAUGAAUUAUCUAUAUAGAAACAUAGCAAGGAAAUAUAUUGAACUGAUAUGACCUGCUUAAUAUUGAGAUGAGUUGAGGGAGAAGGUGUCAUUUAGACUUGGAUUAAGGCCAGAGUAAUUUCCUUAAGUGUCGAAGAUAAUGUCGAAGAUGUGGGUUGAAAUUCACUUUGAUAUUGAAUUAUUUUAGCACUUAUGCUUCUGAAAUCCUUUCUACUCGUGGGAUUUUGAGGACACCACUGGAACAGUGCUUUUCAAAGUUUGAGAACUGCUAAGGAUACUCCUUAGGGUUCCCUGGCUUGUUACCUGAAUAAAAUCUGUAUUAUGUGUAUUUCUGUUUCUCAUAUAAUUUACAUAGGUUACUUAACAACAACAACAACAAAACUAAAUAUUUCAUUCCUGUCUCAGAAAAACAAUGCUGUUAAACUGGAGGAAGUCUUAGGACAAAUAAUGUGGGGGGAACUGGUAUUCUAUACAUUCCCCCAUUCAAAAAUUGAAAACAGUUAUAGGAUAAAUUUAAAACAUGUUCCUAGUAUACUCAUUUCAGUUUGUUACUAGAAUUAAACAGUGGCUAUCUUCAAACUCCAUUCAGUAUAUAGCAAGCUGUUUUGCUAAAUAAUAAAGCUCUUUUUAGAUUAAGUACCAUUUAAGAUGUAUGCUGUCGGAAAUGAUCCUGAGAGGAAGGGGAGAACUUGCCCCAUUCCCACAACAAAAAAUUUGUAUAACUAAUGUGACAAAUGAAUGUAAAAGAUAUGUAGUCAGUUUUAAUACAUUUUUUUUUCAAAUUGUGAUUUGGAUAAUAAUUUCACAGACAUUUUAUCUCAAGAUGUUACUUAAUUUUCAACAUAUACUUAACACAUACUUUUUCUAAAAUAAAAUGGCUUUUCUGAAAGUUAAUUGGAUUUUGACUUAACUGCCUGUUGACUUUUUUUUUUCCAGGGUUCAUUGAAAAAUCCUUAGUGAUAUUGACUAAGAACAUAUUGACAAGUUACAUAAUUUAGCCAAUGACUCGGAAUGAUGGAUUCCCAGAAGAUUGGAAAUGGUUUGCCAGUGAUUGGACAAGACACUGGUAUAGGGAUAUCUUCACUCCACAUGGUGGGGUAUUUGGGAAAAAAGUGUGAUUCAGCUAAAGUUACGUCAGAUGGGUACUGUCCAGCCUGUAGAGAGAAGGGAAAGAUCAAAACUCUAAAGUCUUAUCGAAUCAGUUUUCAAGAAUCUAUCUCUUUGUGUGAAGAUCCACAGUGCAUCUAUCCAUUGGGCUAUAAGUCAUUAGAUAACAUUAUAGUCUCUGUUGAUUUGGAAAAUUAUCAGCCUCCCCGUAAACAGCUAAAGAGGAAGAUCUUGGAAAGCAGCAGUGUUGCUUCAUCUUUGGAACCAAAUUCAAAGGAAGAUGGCAGCAACACAUGGUUCGACAGUGAAUGUACUGUGAACAGUGAGCUUGCUCACAGACCUGAUGGAUAUAAUUUGUAUAGAACUUCAUCAGAUUUAUCUGUUGUGUUACAAGACUGGCAACAGAACCCAAGCAAGGCAGCUGAAUCUUUGCAGCAUAGUGGGAUUUUGGAAGCUGAAAUUGCAGACCAGACAGCUGAAGAACAUCAUUUGAUUGUUGGUUCUCAGACUGAGAGUAUUCCAGAGCCUGAAGUGGAUGCAACUAAAUUAGAAAUCCUACUGGAGAAUCGUUGCCUGCCAUUUACUGAAUCUCCAUGUCUUCAGUGGAGAAAUGCAUAUGCUCUCUGUUGGUUAGACUGUAUUCUCUCAGCAUUAGUGCACUUGGAAGGGUUAAAGAAAGCUGUGACUGAACUAUGUCCUAAAGAAGAAUCUAUGUUCCAGCAGUUGUAUAUAAAGUAUAAUCAAGCGAUCCUGCUUUUGACUGCUCAUCAUUUGAAUGGAGCUAAAGAUGAAAGUUCUAUAAGGAAUGUUUCAGAUAGACUUCGAAAGGCUGAGACUCACCUAAAUGAAGUCAGAAACAAAAUUUUUGCUAAGCUUCAACCAAAACUUCAUUGUAAGUUAGGUAAUAUGGAAAGUCCUGUGUUUGCAUUUCCCUUGCUUCUACAAAUGGAACCUCUCAUUGAAACGCUCUUCAUGUCAUCUUUUUCUUGGAACUUUGAGUGUUCUCAGUGUGGAAACAAAUAUCAACAGAGGUGUUCAAAGAAUCUGGUAACCUUCACAAACGUAAUACCUGAGUGGCAUCCACUUGAUGCUGUCCAUUUUGGUCCAUGUAACAGUUGUAAAAGUAAAUUACAAAGAAGAAGAAUGGUAUUGGAAAAAGUAUCUUCAGUAUUUAUGCUGCACUUUGUAGAAGGCUUGCCCUGUAAUGACUUGCAGUUCUAUUCAUUUCAUUUUGAAGGCUUUUUCUACCAAAUAACAUGUGUGAUUCAAUAUCAAAUGAAUGAAAAACAUUUUAUAAGUUGGAUUUUGAAUUCUGAUGGAACUUGGCUAGAAUGUGAUGAUUUAAAAGGACCAUACUGUAAAAGACAUCAGAGAUUUGAAGUUCCAGCUUCAGAGAUUCACAUUGUUAUCUGGGAAAGGAACAUUUCCAAAAUAAUAGAUCAAUCCAAUAUAGAAUUUCCAGUUAAAAAGACAGAAAGUUUCAGCCUCAGUGAUUCUAAACCAGAAUCUCUGGCAUUGUGUUCUGAGGGGGAUGCUGCCACUGAAAUGUUUUCAGCGUUUAAUCAGGAGAAUAUUCUAAGUGCUCCAACUACUGAUGCACAAUAUGUAGUAGCCACAGAUCAUGAGUACAGUUUACUUUCUGGUCUAGAAGAUUUGGUAGAUAAUGAUAUUAUAACUUUAACACUCACAGAAAUUCAUGUUGAUUCUGAGGGCAAUCCAAUUGAAAAUCAGCCAGUGAUAGAAGAUCAGUCUGCGAUAAGAGAUAAGGCAGUUGCUGAAAUGGACACUUUGCAAAAGCAAGAAUUAGUGUUAGCUUCUUCACAAUCAGCUCCAUGUAGGGAAACACCUGUCCAACCUCAAACACUGCCUACUAGUAUCCUAACUCAGAAUGCUAGUAUUGAUUUGAAAUUGGAUCAGCUGAAUACAGAAAAUACUUCAGAUACUAUAUGCGUGAAUAACACAGUACAUGUGUCUACUCUUCCGCAAGGAGAGAAGCCAUUACAAAUUCAAGAGACAAAAGUUAAUUUUCCUCCCAUUGCCUUGGAGAAGGGUGCUAUGUCAAAUCCAGUCCUUUCAUCAAAGGUUGAAAAACUUAUGUCAAAACAAAGUGUCUUAUCUCUAGGAUCUAAUUUGAAAACAGCAAAUAAUAUAGGAGAUUCCCAAAGUGUGGUCCUGGGUUCAACACAUAAUUCUUCACAGUCCCAGUCACAGAAAAAAAAGUUUGUAGGAAGUUGGGUAAAAGGAUUACUGAACAAGGGAGUUUCUUUUAUGCCAUCUUGUGCCUCAGCUAAUGAAAGAAAGGUCCAUUUGCAAAAGACAACUGACUUGAACUCUCUGGUUAAAAGGGCAAAUAAUUUUCGGGGCUUUAAACCUAAAGGUAUAACAAAUCAAACAAGUCCUCAAGCACCCAAGAAAACAUCCAGGUCUGCAUGCAACUCACUUCCAGUUCUUAACUCUUCACCAUCAAAUAUCAGCACAUCCUUAAUACCUGACGAAGUUCGGGAGGGUACAAAGAUUUUGACUAAAUCUUUGCAUAAAAAUGUUCAGCCCCUCUCUAGUGGGAUACCUCCUAAGCACAAUUUUAAUGGAAAUGAAAAUCACAUCUCUUCAGGGACGUAUGAGAGUCAGACUCAUAAACUUCGUCUAAAACUUCUUAAAAAACUUAAGGCAAAAAAGCAAAAACUGGCCACUCUUCAGGCUCUCCAAAUAAAUGGAAAGCCUCCAAAGAAAAGUACAAAACCCUUGCCCCAGGAUGCAUCUCCAAAUGAAUGUGAAUCACUGCAAGGCCUGUUAAUGGAACUCCAGGAUCAUAUCAGUGCCACAGACAAUAAACCUAAAGGUACCACACAUUCCAAUAUUUCCCUGUGUAAUAGCCCAACCCACGAAGAAUUUUUAGCAGAAUUAUUGUCGUCUACUACAACUGUCGCCUCAUCAGAACUACCAAUGAAUAGAGAAAAUGAUUGUGAGUAUUUGGAGAUGGUAGAUAACCAUAACAUGACACCAACACCUAGUGACUUUGUCAAUGGAUUCUCUUCUGCAUAUCCUAGCAAAGACCAUAAUUAUUAUAGUCCUGUGAAACAAAGUCAGUAUGAAGUUCAGAUGGACUCAUUAACAAAUAAUUCUUGUGCUAAAACGUUAAACUUGGAAAAUCCCCUAAAGACAGACAUUCUUGAUGAAUUUUUUUCCACUUCGGUAUUAAGUUCUUCAGCAGAUGACAUAGAAUAUUUACCUCAUUUUGAUGAAUAUAUGUUUGACAGUUGAAUGAUUGUCAGUGUUUUUAGAAUUUAAUAUUUGUAUUAUUGCUUUAGGAAAAAUAUUAAAUUAUGUCUUAAAAUAAAUUGCACGCUGGCUGUGCUCAAAAUGUAAAUCAGAAACCUGGUUUGUGAAAUGUAUUGUUUAUUUGAAUGAAAUGUAACACACUAAGGUCCUUAUUAAUUUCCCAGAAAGCACUUCUGAUCUCAGAAUUAAAAUUAUCAAAAUUCUGUUUUCAAUA